Messenger RNA from Bathycoccus prasinos, 861 nucleotides. Its product is annotated as 2-C-methyl-D-erythritol 4-phosphate cytidylyltransferase. Lineage: Eukaryota; Viridiplantae; Chlorophyta; Mamiellophyceae; Mamiellales; Bathycoccaceae. Gene Ontology annotation, molecular function: 2-C-methyl-D-erythritol 4-phosphate cytidylyltransferase activity. The transcript has a single exon. Gene Ontology annotation, biological process: isoprenoid biosynthetic process. The coding region runs from base 1 to 861 and encodes 286 amino acids. The record is from RefSeq and is a predicted model, not a curated record.
AUGACGACGAUGAGUAUUAAUAUCGCGAUGUGCAAACACAGUUCUUCUUUCCCGUCCAAGGUCUCCCCGUCGAGUGGAAGGAAACCACCAAUCGGUUUCGGAUAUCGCGCGGGUUCGAUGAAAGCCUUCAAACCGAACGCCUCUUCAACCGAUGCGAAUAAUGUUGAAGACAAUUCAGUCACCUUGGUCCUCCUCGCCGGCGGCGUCGGGAAACGAAUGGGCGCGAACAUGCCGAAACAAUACUUGCCUUUACUCGAUGUGCCUAUCGCGGUGUACUCGCUGAGAAAAUUCGCCACCAUGAGGGAAAUCGGAGAAAUCGUAGUCGUGUGUAACGAAGAGUACGACGACGUGUUUACUUCUGAGAAGAUUUCGAAACCUUUAGUGAUUGCACGACCAGGCGCGGAAAGGCAAGAUUCAGUGUAUAACGGGAUAACGAAAGCGAGAAAAGAGACGAAGUUGUUAGCCAUACACGAUAGCGCGAGGCCGUUGACGGAUUUGGAGGACGCGAGGAGAUGUUUCGAGGACGGCGCGAAGUUUGGCGCGGCGGUGUUGGCGGUGAAGUGUAAAGCGACGAUUAAGCAAGCGAAUAAAGAUGGGAGCAUUGAUAAGACGUUGGAUAGGAGUUUGUUGUGGGAGAUGCAAACGCCGCAGGUUAUAGAACCGAAUUUGUUGAAGGAGGGGUUUCAGUACGUGAAGGAGAACGGGUUGGAGGUAACGGACGACGUUUCGGUCGUCGAACAUUUGGGGAAGAGAGUGCAAAUUACGGAGGGGAGUUAUUAUAACAUCAAAGUGACGACGCCGGAGGAUAUGUUCAUCGCGGAGAGGCUGUUGAACGAAGAGCCAAAGCUUAGAUGCGUGUAA